Blastomyces dermatitidis ER-3 is the source of this 1049-nucleotide messenger RNA. RefSeq names its product 30S ribosomal protein S16. The record is from RefSeq and is a predicted model, not a curated record. Lineage: Eukaryota; Fungi; Ascomycota; Eurotiomycetes; Onygenales; Ajellomycetaceae. Gene Ontology annotation, cellular component: mitochondrial small ribosomal subunit; ribosome. The transcript is spliced from 3 exons. The coding region runs from base 85 to 426 and encodes 113 amino acids. Gene Ontology annotation, biological process: mitochondrial translation. Gene Ontology annotation, molecular function: structural constituent of ribosome.
CUUCGCCGUCCAUCGAAUCCCGCAGUUGAAUUGUGAUCUCAAUCGAUCGCCGGAGUUUUUCGAUACCCAUUGUCCUCCUUUAUAAUGGUCGUCAAAAUUCGUUUAUCCCGUUUCGGGAACCGCCACCAGCCGUUCUACAACAUUGUUGUGGCGCAAGCACGGUCGGCGCGAGAUUCGAAACCGCUGGAAGUUAUCGGAACUUACAGUCCUAUUCCUAGGAUACCAACUGGCCUCUCGGAAGCAGAAGCCAAGGUAGCAAAGCCUUUCAAAGAUAUCGCGCUCGAUAGGUCGCGGACGAAAUACUGGUUGGGUGUUGGUGCACAACCGAGCGAACCUGUAUGGAGAUUGCUGAGUUUGGUGGGCCUCGUUGAACCUCGACUCGGGAAAAUGCGAACAAAUAAUGCAGCGGAAAAAGCUACACAAUAAUGAACCUUCCCGGUGUUCCCAACGAAACUCUCUACGCCUGUGGUAGCUAGGCUGAAUGAGUCCUUUGCGCUCCUGAACAGUAUGAUCCGCCAAGCAAAAGAAAGAAGGCAGGAAAGGGCAAUUGCCAUCAACGAUAUUCACGCGGGAUAAAACAGCCGGUAUCAAACUAGAUAUCCUGCUCUUCACCUGCAUACGCACUACAUGUACCAACCUUACGUUUUCUCGAGAGCGUGAUUUCAUCAUUUUACGGCGUUUGGAUUUCUCCAAUUAGUUGUCUGUGUUCAUUUUCUUUCUUUUUUUAAUAUCCGUUAUCGCUUAUGUAUGUGUAUUUCUAGAAAAUGUUGGUUUGAAUUGAGUUGUAUAUUAGAUGAAUAAUUAUUCCACGUAGGAUAUAUGAGUGUAGAAAGAGGGCUCGUAUCAUUUAAUCAGCCAGAAAAUUUGUAAACGCAGGAAAGCAGAUACAGGAACGGUUACUCAAAACGACGGUUUCCAAAAUAGGUGGCGAACAGAACUGCGGGCAUAAUCUGUCGCUUCAUAUUCAAGAUGAGUACUCAGCAACAAGAAAUAGGGGGGAAAACAAUACGUAGGAUAUAGUAAAAAACAUGAUAUGUACUCAAAGGGUG